Aspergillus alliaceus is the source of this 835-nucleotide messenger RNA. RefSeq lists its product as uncharacterized. The coding region runs from base 41 to 607 and encodes 188 amino acids. The record is from RefSeq and is a predicted model, not a curated record. Lineage: Eukaryota; Fungi; Ascomycota; Eurotiomycetes; Eurotiales; Aspergillaceae. The transcript has 2 exons.
CGUCACUCUAUGUCUACUGUCAUAUCAACUGUCAUCAGAAAUGAAGCUCCUCUCGAUCUCAUCCGCCUACCUGGCUGUCCUCAUGGCCCUACUCGUCUCCGCCCAAACCCCAAAUAUCCAGCAGGCCUGCUACAGCGACUCGGGCAGCUUCAAAAUCCAAAGUAAAUUCGAGUACCAAAGCCCAGGAUAUUGCACCCGGGAGUGUACAAAGCAGGGAGCAAAGUACAUGGCCCUGCACGAUCACUCGGAAUGCUGGUGCGGUAAUUCUGAGCCGGAUAAGAAGUACCUCGAAUCGGACGACAAAUGCAACGCCAGGUGUUCCGGAUGGCCCGAGGCUUACUGUGGUGCCGAGGAUGCGUGGUCUGUUCAGCAAAUUAGCGCCACUGCAGAGGAGGUGACCGAGUCUGAUUCGACUUCUACCUCGUCUGCCAGUGGUAGCGCUACGGGCUCUUCCAGUAGCCUGUUGACCCCUACCCCUUGGUCGAAUGGCACGGCGUCUGCUACCAAGUCAGCGACAGCGUCGCGAAGCGCCUCGUCCGCUAGUGCGACUCCUACAACUUCGACUUCGGCUGCGACUCGGCGGUUUAAGCUUCCCUUUUUCCUUUGAGGAGCGGUGGGAUACUCCGAGAGGUUUUGCUCGAAGUAUAGAUCAUUGUAUUGAUGGGGCUGGCCAAGCCUGAGUUUCCUUGGAUCGGAUGUAAUAUAUCACACACCUAGAGUGUUGAAGCCUCCUUUUCUUGUUAGUCAUGGCGUAUCAUUCAUUCUCAAUAUAUACUGUCCAUAUUUGAGCUUUGUGCUAGAGAAUACAUAAGUAAAUUCUACAUUUCAAGGCACC